UUCAUAGGGGGAAGCCUGUCAAGUUUGUGUGAAGUUGUGAAAAGUUGUCAACCAGAAAAAAGAGCAGAGAAACUCCUCCCGUCUUCAAAUUAUGAGCAAUCAGCAGCAGGGUGAAAUGGCCGCUGUGGAGAGCGGCGGAGGCUACAGUCAAAAGCGAAACACGAAUUCACAAGACUCACAGCAGCCAUCUCCGCUUGCCUUGUUGGCAGCCACAUGUAGUCGAAUUGACACUCCAGGAGAGAACGAUUCACCUGCAGACCAACAAAACCAGCAGCAAGAGCUGGACCUAAACCAGGGUGUUUUCACCUCCAGUGCCAACGGCUGGCAGGUUAUCCCUCUUAGUGUUCACACAACCUCAGGCACUAACACUAUCACCACCGACUCCUUAGGGGUGAUGGCAGCAGACAUAGGCAAGAGCAGACAGGUGUCAUCUUCAGCAGCAGUUAUUAGCACUCAGGGACAGCAGCAGCAGCAGCUACAGCAAUAUGUAGUAGCUCAGGCUCCAUCGAUGCAGGGCCAGCAGAUGCUUACCACCAUAUCAGGUAUGAUGCCCAACAUUCAGUACCAGGUUAUUCCCCAGUUUCAGACGGUAGAUGGCCAGUCACUGCAGUUGGCACAUACUCAGCAGGAUUCUGUAGGAUCAGGCCAGCAGUUUCAGAUAGUGUCAUCUGCGAAUGGCCAGCAGAUCAUAGCUGCAACCAACAGAGCUGGUGCUGCAGGAAACAUCAUAACGAUGCCCAGUCUCCUUCAGGGAGCAAUCCCCAUACAAAAUAUAAGCUUAGGAGGCAAUGGCAUGUUGCAAAACCAGCACCAGUUCCUGGCAAAUAUGCCUGUGUCACUAAAUGGAAACAUCACUUUUUUGCCGGUCAGCACUGGAACAAGCGGAGGGGGGGAGGGAAAUGGUGGAGGGGAUACGGGGGGACACCAACUUAUCCAGCAACAUCCAGUGUCCAGUGGGGCAGGUUACAUGACAACUGCGUCCACUGUCACUACACAGGCCGCCUCUUCAUAUGGAAUGACUCAAACUCAUAACAGCAAUGGAGUGGUGACCGGGACAUUCCAGCAGAACACAGCAUCUUCUCUGGGUGUCCCGAUACAGCCUGACAACAGAGAAGGGCAGCAGCCACAACAAAUCCUUAUCCAGCCUCAGCAGAUUAUCCAAGGGGCAACAUCCCUCCAGACCAUCCAGGCUGGUACUGGGGGUCAGGUAUUUGCAACUCCAACCCUCAGUCAGGAAGGGCUUCAAAAUCUUCAAAUUAUGCCGAAUACAGGCCCCAUCCUCCUGCGCACUGUAGGCCCCAAUGGCCAGGUGAGCUGGCAGACCAUUCAGAUCCAGAGUCCGGUAGGACCACAGUUCACGCUGGCCCAAAUGCAAUCUCUUCCCCAACUUGGCCAGAGUGUGUCUGCAGCUGGAGGAGCAUCUGUCAACACAGUGCAGAUCCCAGGCAUCCAGACCAUAAAUCUCAACGCACUCGGAGGCUCUGGGCUGCAGAUGCACCAGCUGCAGACUGUUCCCAUCACCAUCGCUAGCUCGACAGGAGAUCAGGUGUUGCAUACAGGCGGAGACAGUUUGGAUGAUGGCGCAGUGAUGGAUGAUGGUGAUAUAAGUCCACCACCUCAAGGACGACGUAACCGCAGGGAAGCCUGUACCUGCCCCUUCUGCAAGGAUGGAGAGGGACGGGAUCCGACUAAAAAGAAGCAGCACAUUUGUCACAUCUCUGGCUGUGGGAAGAUCUACGGCAAGACCUCCCACCUGAGGGCUCACUUGCGUUGGCACACAGGAGAACGACCCUUCGUCUGCGGCUGGUCCUUUUGUGGCAAACGAUUUACCCGUUCAGAUGAGCUUCAGCGUCAUAAGAGGACGCACACGGGUGAAAAAAGAUUUGUUUGCCCAGAGUGCCCUAAACGCUUCAUGCGCAGCGAUCACCUCUCCAAGCACAUCAAAACCCACUUGAACAAGAAAGCAGUCGCCACCAGCAGCAUCGCAGUCUCCAGCAACCCUGGCUCCCCAACAGCAGGAACAAAAGUCGGCUCAGCCAGUGACCAGCACACCAUUGUCACCAUGGAAACCUUAUCUCCGGAGAGCAUAGCUCGGUUAGCCAACAGUGGGAUCAACAUGAUGCAAGUGGAACUUCACCAAAUUAACGGUAACAGCUACUAAGGGCGGUGGAGGAUCAGGGAGACGGGCUUUGGUGGAAGUUGCUUUCGGACAUUUGGGGUUAAAAAGGGCACGUCUGACCGCAGACGCAGAACCUCGCAACGGCUUCAGACAAGAGGGACGCUCGCAGAUGCAACACAACGGACACUAUUGAAUUUAAGAACUGAGGCAGGAAUAUGGAACUCCAACUUGUGUUUAGAUAUUUGUGGUGGUGAAGGGUCAAGAGUUGGAAAAAAAAUGUUGGACGGGGGACAUCAUCAUGAAAUCUAAUUUCCUCUGAAUGGAAAUGUCACUACACCAACAUCUGUCCCAUAGAGACUCAAUCUUCCCCGAUGGUGCAUUUGAAAUGACACGCCCACAGAACAGCACCCUUUAUGCUGAAUUGGUAACUGGUAAUAUCCUGUCUCCAAGCUUCUUUAGUAAAGAGAUGACACUAAGUCAGACUCUCACCCUUGUUCCCAAGGCUGUUCACUCCUUGUCCUUCUUCACCUCCAGGUAUUUCCGGCCUUCCUAGACUGGGCUGCUGUAUCAGCCUCGCCCCUCAGGCUAAGUGGCCUAUAAUGCUAAAUUCACCCCUAAAAUAAAAAGUGUAACAAUCUUGUGCAGAAAAUAUUUUGUAUCCUUUCUCACAUUUCUGUCUAACAAUCCCACUAUAAUAGGAAUAAUAUGAAACGUGUUUUAGGGUGAACCGUUUCAAGGAGGGCCGGAAUACAAAAGGUCACGACCGGGUUAGAGCCAAAAGCACGAAUCAGCGUGAGGAUGUAGGUGUGUCAGGGCACUGAAAUCCUGAGAAUAACUCUUCAACCUCUAAAGUAGGUACACACACUCAAGCCAUCAUGCGUUGAUACGUUUAUCAUAGCAGAACAUUUUGAUUUUUUUAUUUGUAUAUAUUUAAUUUUUUUUGGUAAAGGCUACAUAAAUUCUUAGCUUAGGCAGGAUCAUUUUACAUGAUUGCAAGAGAUUGCCUUUCAGUUGUAUGAACCGCUCAUGCACAAACAAUCUUAAUCUCAUGUUAUUACUUUUAUAUAUAAAUAUAUGUAGAGGUUUGAAUUUAAGAGCCUUUGUGAUAGAAUAAUGUAUUCUAUACAGUCCAGAUCUUCCCAGUAACCCCCCUGUAUACUUAUCUUUGCCUUUUCAGUUACGUCAGUUUUCGUUUUAUUUUGGUGGAACCCUUUUUUUCUUUUCUUUAAAUCGGGUUAGACAAGUGUCUUGUAAUGUCCAGACAGCAUAAAUAUGCAAGCUCAAAACCAAAUGUUCAUAUUCCAUUUUAUAAGAAAAACUUUGAAGUCUUUCUUUGGUCCAUGAACUUCCUAUUCGUUUUUAUUUGUGAAAUGCAUAUGUUAAAAGUUCUAACUGGAAAUGAUCCAGCUUGAGGCAAGCACCGGACACGCAACCCUUUGUUGUCCAAAUAAGUUUCAAAAUGUAUUUGUCAAUAUUUUCUCUUUCUGAAAGACGCUUCUCAAUGUUGAAAUAUUUCUUUGCUUCUGAAUUCUGCUUUAUUGGACAGAAUUGUAACUUGUGCAACACAUGUAUGUUUAAAAGCUCUCCUUUGAAAUUGUAUCGACUAAGUUCAUCCGACAAGUGCUCUUAUAUUUUCUGACCCGUUUUAAAUAAGGGAUUUUGGUGUGUGUAUAUACAACUACUGGAAAUGCCAACAGCUGGAUUAAAAUUCUGAAUAUA
Molecule: messenger RNA, 3838 nt
Organism: Pseudoliparis swirei
Lineage: Eukaryota; Metazoa; Chordata; Actinopteri; Perciformes; Liparidae
Gene: sp1
Product: sp1 transcription factor
Exons: 6
Coding region: 92-2161 (689 amino acids)
Biological process (GO): regulation of transcription by RNA polymerase II
Molecular function (GO): RNA polymerase II cis-regulatory region sequence-specific DNA binding; DNA-binding transcription factor activity, RNA polymerase II-specific
Source: RefSeq, a predicted model, not a curated record